Saccoglossus kowalevskii is the source of this 762-nucleotide messenger RNA. RefSeq lists its product as uncharacterized. Gene Ontology annotation, cellular component: membrane. NCBI's taxonomy places the organism in Eukaryota, Metazoa, Hemichordata, Enteropneusta, Harrimaniidae. The record is from RefSeq and is a predicted model, not a curated record. Gene Ontology annotation, molecular function: hyaluronic acid binding.
UGCGUUUAAAUUCUGGCGGUUGUAUGCAGCGUUGGAAUCCAUCGUAUUGUUUUGAUUGUGUUUUUCUCAAGUUAUUCGUCUUGUAUCGGUGCGUCGUGCAAUUAAACUGACCAAAUGUCGUUCUCAAAGUCUGCCGUGAAGCGAUUCAACGAUAUCACAAGUUGCGCACCUGCCCCAGGUACGUAUAAUGUGAAAGUUGUACAGAAAUCCACAAGACCAGUUGUAUUUGAAAAGUCAGACAGAUUUAAAGCUUGUAAAGAAUCAGUUGGCAGCUGUCAUAGUGAGUUGGAUACUAGUACUUGUAGCAGCUACUUGAGUACACCAUCUAAAAAGCUGUUUGCAUCGCCAUUCCAACGGGCUCCGAACUCACUCCGAAGUCUCAACAAAAAGAUAUCUGCAAGUUGUGAAAACAUUGUCUCCAAGAAACAUGCAAAUCUUGCCGCAGAAUUGGAGGAUAGAGAUCAGAAAAUUGCAGAGUUGCAGUUGAGAGUCAAGUGUGCAGAAAAUGAACUGUUAGUGCUGCAGUGUAACAUAGAUAGACUGACAGACAGCAACAGUAAACUAGAAGCCGACAAAACUGAAUCAUUGAUGUGCUGUGAGAAAAUGAAGCAAGAAAUCACUGAAUUAGAAGGUCUAACUGACAAAUUAAAAGAGGAAAAUGAAAAUCUUCAGCAAAAAUUAUCAACUCGAGAAGAAAGCCUUGCAUUAAGUACAACAACUGUUACGAGUCACGAUACUUACGCUACUAUGUUCGAGCAAUAA